Messenger RNA from Pipra filicauda (Wire-tailed manakin), 2037 nucleotides. It is a transcript of the gene CMC1, whose product is annotated as C-X9-C motif containing 1. The coding region runs from base 268 to 492 and encodes 74 amino acids. The record is from RefSeq and is a predicted model, not a curated record. The transcript is spliced from 4 exons. Lineage: Eukaryota; Metazoa; Chordata; Aves; Passeriformes; Pipridae. Gene Ontology annotation, cellular component: mitochondrion.
UCAGGUCUCUAAGCCUUGCCUGAACUUGCAGCAAAAAGUCAGAACGAUCACCAAAACCUUGUUAUAUUUCAAGCAAUCAGAGGAGGUGAAUCUGAAUAAGAAACAGAGUCUACUCUUCCUCUUCUCCCUUCUACAGUCUUUCAAAGCUCCGGGGGGAUAGAAGUUACUUCAUCCUGUUCUGCAAUGUUCAGAGAGGAGACCUCUAAUAAAGGUGAGACAAGUCUUUGGAAAAAACUUACAUACUGACAAAUCUGUGGUGGUGGAGGCAUGUGUACAUCUGCAUUCACUUUUACUAAAUGCUGUCAAGAAACUGGUUUUCUUAUGGUGGUGAAGUGUCGGCAAGAGAACACAGCAUUAAAAGACUGCCUGGUUGGCCACUAUUCUGAUCCAUCAUUCUAUGAAGAAUGCAAAGCAGAAUAUUUGAAGCAAAGAGAAGAAUACAGAGCAACUGGAAUUAAGAAAAAAAGACAGAAGGUUACUUCAAAUGUAUAAUUAAAACUUAAAAUGAACUUCUCACAUUUUAUAUACAACUUUGAGUUUCAAUUGAUUUAAACAGACUUAAAUGAUCUGUACCCCUGUGUGGAGUUUAACUGAAAUACACAAGAUGAGAUGAAUGGAGAAUAAAAUAAUCUCUAAAAUUAGAUUUUUAAAUUUUUUGUAGUUAAAGAUCUCAAGCAUGCUGUCACAGUUUGCGAGAGAAGGUGCGAAGGUCUGUUCCUCUGUCUGGACUUGUGAUUUUGUUACCAGUUUGCAAGUUGGAGUUUACAAAUCCAGAAUGUCCAUUUGGAAUUUAAAGCUUGUGUCUAGUUAUGUGAGCUAGGCUACAUAAAAACUUAAAUUUUUCACCCUUAAAUUGUAUUAACUGAUCACAAAUUGUGUAUACAUUGAAGCUGGUCUGUUAGUCAUCACCUGAUGCUGACUGUGUAUGGAGAUGCACUUACUAGAAGAGAAGGGUUGCAAAUGCAGAAGAGAAGAGCUGCUCAGACCAGUGUGAACUAUCUUUUUCAAGAGAUUGUUGAGUCAUAUGAGAGCCUGGUAGUACUUGUGCCUACACUGUGACUAAUUUUUAAAUGACGUUGCCAGAAGGGAUGGAUGCCUUGUGUUUGUGUGUGGCCCAGACUGACCGUUUUGACUCUAGAGGAGAAAGUAAUCUGAUCCAGACUUUCUUUGAGAACAUAGAAUAAGCUGCCACACUUCAAGAGUGAGCAAGUGACCCCACUUGCAAAAUUAUUGCAGGUAUAGGUGAGUAAACAACUAAACUAGGCAUGUAAAAUGCAGGUCACUUCUUGCAGGAACUAAGUGAAAGGAAGUCCCUGAUUAAAAAGGGGCUUACAAAAGAUCUUUCGUGUAUUGGUACUUGAAGCUGCUUAAUGGUAGAACUCUCAAAUGCAUAAAUGACUUCACUAGAGAUAGUAAUUCAAAGUUUUACAGGCUAUCUUGGAGUAUCCUUUGAAACAUUCUGAAAUAAAACCAAAUUCUUUGCAAGUAGGGAAAGACCACAUUCAAACUUGGUAACUUAAAUGCCCUGGUUUGAAAAAAAAAUAAAAAAACUUCAGAGUACAUAAUAGGAUUUGAUACUUGUCCAUCAGAAGGUGCAAAAUUUGACUUAUUUUAAUAGUUUCACCACAAAUACAAUAUUGCUCUAAAGCUAUUCAAGUAGGAAGUUCAAAUCAGACUUUGACAUCUGUAUGUGAAAGUCUUAACACUGCACGUUAGUCCUUGCCCUUUAUUCUGUGCCUUUUAUCAGUAAUAACGUUGCUUCAGCAGAGUGGCUGGAGGACUAGCGAACAUUUGUGAAUAAAAAACUGAAGAGAUGUGUAGCAUUCUGCCUUGUAAGGCAAACUUAAGUGGCACUCAGCUCUAAAACUAACCUCUUUAAAAUAGCAUAUGUGGAACAGUGUCCUACGCGCGUACUUGCUCUUUUCUCCUUAGUUCAAGCAUUUUGGAAAAAAAAAAUAUUCCUAAUCCGUUAGUGGAAAAUUAGUUGUUUUGCUGUAUUUUAAAAAAGAGUAAACUUAAUGUAGAUGGCGAAAUGUA